Molecule: messenger RNA, 801 nt
Organism: Ichthyophthirius multifiliis
Lineage: Eukaryota; Ciliophora; Oligohymenophorea; Hymenostomatida
Exons: 2
Source: RefSeq, a predicted model, not a curated record
UAAAAAAUCUAAAAUAGAAGCUUAAAGUUUCUCGGAUUAACAUUCUUGCUAAUUAUAAAAUUAUUCUAAUAUUAUCAAAAAUAACGAAAUUUAAUACAUAAACUAAUAAGAAAUUGAAUAAUAAAAAAAACCUCAAACUGAAACUUGGGAAUAAGAUAAAGAAAAAAAAAAUUCGGAAUGUAAUAAUUUAAUGAGCGAUGAUUCUGAAGAACUUGAAAAACCUAAUUUUACAGAUGAUUCAUGUGGAAGCUAAUAAAAUAUAUUCUAAUAAUAAAAUAGAAAAAAUAAUUUAUUUUAAGUAUUUUAAUAAAUUGCCUUAUAAUAUAGUGAUUUUAAUAAAAUUAAAUAAUAAAAAAAAACUUCUACUAUAACCAAGAAUAAUAAGAAAAUUGUAAAAAAUAAAAUCAAAUAAAAUAAAAAAAAAAAUCCUCCUUAAAUUGAGUUAGUCUGCUUUUAAUAAAUCACUAAAAAAGGUAUACUUAAAGUUUAAAAGUUCCCUUGUUUUAAGGAUAAAGAAAUCUAUAAAAUUAAAUAAAAAAUUACUCUUCCUAAUAUUUAAUAAUAUUCAGAUGAUGAUAAAUGUAGUGGAGAUGAAUAAAUUGAAAGUGCAGCUAAUAGUGUAUGUAAAAACUUAUUCUAAGCUGUUUCUGAAUAUAAUCCUGAUUUCAAAUAAUUUCAACAAAAAUAAUUAAAUUUCAGAGAUUUAAAAAUAGAAUUAAGUGAUGAAGAUUAUUGAUAUGUAAAAUAUAAUUUUAAUGAGUUAUUUAUAUAUAUAUAAAUGUAUUUAUUUUUUUCUCCUUA